GCCAGUAAAGAUAAAUCUUGCUGCUUCAGUGUAUACAAUCAUAGUGGUAUUGUUUUGUGGGUGAGAAUUGCAUCCUUUCUUUUCCUUAUACAAUUGUUAUGGUUUAGGUAGACUUCUAUGUUAAAAGUUAAGGAAUAAGCACCAUGCUAUGUCUUUGGGAAACAAAGACAUUUAUUUAAAUGUAUUAAUAAAAUAAUUAGUAAGUAACAUGUGAGGAUUUUCAUAUUGCUGAGUGAGAGAGGAUAACUGGAAGAGACAGGACUAGCUGUGAAAAGAAAUCCAGAAAUCCAGUAAUUCCUAAACUUGCAUCCCUUCAUGGUAGGCUCAGUCCUCUUUUUAAGAAGAAGGACCUAGAACAAGUAAAACAUAUAGUUAGUCCUGCAGCUGGGCUUUGGCAAAUCCUAGUACAGCAAAUGUGAGGAUGCUUAGUUGUAAGUUUUAAUAGCAGAAGCAGUAAAAUUCAGGUUUCUGUCACAAAACUGGGAAUGUGCAGUUGUUCCCAAAAGUGAUGCUUUGCUCCAUGGGCACCAAGCUGUAACUCAGGGUUCUUGUUGGACAAGUUUCAGGGCUGAAACUUUGUGUCAACAGCUAUGAGUCUGCAUUUUGCCCAUAAUAUUUACAUCACUCUUUUGAGUAAAUGAAAAAAGUGUAUCUUAUUUCUGAUACGAGAGAGCUGCCCUAACUGUAAGAUUUUAAGCUUGGGCCACAAAUUGGUUUUAAAGUGAAGACUUUUAUAGAAAAUAGGUUUUUUGUGCUUACCUGUUUUUAUUGUUUUUGGGUUUUUAAAAAUUUUUCUGCAAUUUAAAUUAAGCGCCUCCCUUCUAACAAGGAAAAGAACCCUCAGCUUGGAAGUGAUUACUAAAAUAAAAAUACUUCAGAAAAUAAUGAAAUUUUUGGAGCUGAUAUACUCCUCAUGUUGGUUUUGUAACAUUGUAUAGUGUUGAUAACAUGUCAGAGUGGCUGACCUUGUAUCUUUUUGUGCUAGCAGUCAUGUUUGCAUGCAAGGAAAACGAUUAUAAAAUUGAGGAGAGCAAGUUUCUGACAGUGCUCUAGUAUUUGUAUGGUUCCAGGUUUAUUUUAGGGUUAAAUCCACACACUUCCAUCAGUGAAAUGCUAAAAGUGCAGAAUGACUUCAGUGUUUCAAAAAGUUGAGGUACAACAGUGGCCUCCAAGCCAGAGAAAAUGUUUCCUUUCCUUUAUGUUUAGAGAAUAUCUGUUCUACAGCUGGGGUUGAUGUUGUUGGAGUGAGGCUGAGCAUGCCUGAAAAUUUGUUCUGACACUAAGUUGUGUUGAGGCAACACACAGUGAGUGCUAAAGGUGGCUCUGAUGAUCAGCCUGACAAACUUGUAGUUUUCAUCAAAACUCACCUGACACUUCAAAGUCAUGCUGGGUGUCUAGUGUUGGAUUAGCUCCAAUGACUUUGCCAUAUUUGAAGUUCUUUAGGUUUUUUUAGUAUUUCUGUUGAAUAGUUAAUUACAUAGAUGAUAUUCCUUAAAUGUUUGAGGGGUUUUUUGGUUCGUUUGUUUUUUGUUUUGGUUUGGUUUUUUUUUACUUUGAAUUGGCAUUGGUCCAGAAGCUUGAAUUCUCAGACGUCUCUGGUGAAUCUGGGUAGUGUCUUCUUAACUUGUGUUAAGGUUGCCCAUGACAGUUCAUUACCUCUGAGCUUUCUGCUCUGCAAAGGGAUGGCAGGAGGUAUCACUAAGCGCAAGAGUAACAGAUGACAAACAGAAAAUUAAAUGUGAGCAGCGUUUCUACAAACCUCUGUGACUAGGUGUGAACGAGGCACCCUGAGUUGUGAGUAGCUAUUAGUAUUUGAAACAAUGUUCACAAACAAUAUCAGUCCAGACAGGGGCAAUCUACCCCGAAAAGCUUGCAAAGAUCGCUUCUGAAGAGCCAGAUUUCUUGGAAUGAAUCGGUCUGCACUGAAUGGCUGACUGAAAAGAGGCAAGAGAAAUGGCUCCUCCAGACUAGACUGUUACUGUUAACUUUGCUUUGCUAGAAAAACAGAAUCUAAGGUUUCCAUGGAAGAUACCCACACAGGCAGUGUAUGGGUUAAAGUGGAGGCUUCUCUUAAUCUCUUUCCCAAGUUUCAGAAAGGAAGAAAUCUGUACUAUAUUAACCAGUCAAUGUGGUUAAUAAAUAAGUGGUGCUGUAAAUCAUGUGAAACUUAUUUCCAAACUCUUUAAAGUACUCCUGUGUUCUGAAUCGUUUGGUACUGUUCAAAAAUCACUUGGUUGUGGUGCUGUCAAAACUGCUGGUUUUUGUGGCUAUAUGCACUUUUCAGUGUAUUUGCCCAACAAUGUUUCCUAUUUCCUGAAUGGAAAAAUUCCUCUUUGAGAGAAAACAAGUAAUUCUUUGCACCAUGCCUGCCUCUCAAGGCGUACAGGUACAAAAUGCAGAGCCGAGGUCAUUACUAGAAGUGAGUUUGCAAGUGUGAAGAUACAUCUGCAUGCCAGAAAAAUGCCUGAAUGAGAAAGAAAUGUAGAUUUUAUUUCAAGCUUGUGUUUGUUUAAAUCUAGCUCCAUCUUUAACUGUUCAACAUUUUUUUUGCUUUGGAGGCUUCUCCAGGUAGUUUUGAAAUAAGAGCUGGUAAGUACAGAAAGCCAGAGUCCUGACCAACAUAGAGCUUUAAGCAUGGGUUUUUGUUUAGUGUUUUGGGGUUGGUUUUGGGUUGUUUUUGGGGUUUUUUUUCCCCAGAAGAAAUUGUUCAGCUGUUUUGCUUGAACAUUUUAUGUCAAGUAAAUGAACUAUCAUUAGUUGAUAAGAAAUAUGAUGAACUUGUGUUCUCAAAUCUCAGUUUUAAGAGUCUUAGUUUCUAGGCCAAAUUUUGAAGGUUUAUAUUCAAACAGAAUUCUGCUGUGGAAUUCUUUUGAAUCAAGGAAGAACAUUUUUUGUCUUCAGGAACACUUUCUUUGCUGGUAGAAUUACAGAGUCAAAGUGCUGCCUUGCUGAUGUAGUUGCAUUAGAGUUUGCAAUGUGAUGUAGCAUCAUUGAAAAUGCUGGAGCAGUCCAUGAAACUACAGCUGAACUUUUUAACACUGCCUCACAAUGGCUGCAUCAUUUGGCAGUUGCUGGAAAAAUGUUCUGCCACAGUGCCUGUCACUAUCCCUGUACUCGACCAAUCUAAAAUUACUUUUGUCUUCAUCUGCUAAAUUUUGUCUGACAUAUGCUGAGUAGACAAGAAGCAAUACAGAUUUCAAAUGCCUGGCUCUUUUGAAAGCAAACAGACCAGGCCACUCUCUUAGUACCAAAAUGCCUUUGCUUAUCUUUUAUGACCCACGCUCUUGGGAGUAUUUCUUCUUCCAGUUGUAACUGAAGGCCGUACUAACUUAAAGUUCCCAUAUUGAGAUAGAUACCUUCCCUUAUGUAAAAGUAACAUUUUUCUUUGGACAUAGAAAAUUGAAAAUUUGAAACUAGUGAUAACCUUGAAAACCUUCAACUGUAGUCAAAUGUGAACCAUAAUGAUUUCCUUAGCUCUUAAUUAAAACCUGACCAUAUAGUCAGACCGAAGUCCCUUGGGUCCCUAUAGAAAUAGUACAUCUCCAUCUCCAUGGUUGAGGUAUUCUCUCCUGGGCUUUUUGUUUUCUGGGAAUAUAUUUGGCACAAUAAUACCAAACAUAGCAUGUGACAGGAGCCAAGAGUACCUACCAGUUCUCCCUUGUACCUCUAAAGAAGUAACUGUAUUUCUGUCUCAGCCAAGGAGUAGAAUUUAGGGAUGGCAUCUCUAGCACUGGACUGCUACUUGGGAAUGACCUUUUUUUUUGUUAGAUGUUAGUGCCUGCAUAGAGGUAAAGUACAACUGCCUGUUUAUUUUUAUAAGCAAUAAACCUCUUACCCAAAUUGGAUUAGAAGUGUAGGAAGUAAAGUAUUGUGCCUGUAUAUGCUAAAUCAUGCAUUGCCUGUGAGAUUAGAAAGAAAAGAAAAAGAGCUGAUCAACUGGCAUGGAGUUUUUUUUCACUGAGCAGUAACAAACUGUGAACAGGCAGGGCGUCCAACACCAGAAGGUAUUGGAACUGUACAGUUUGAAUUCCUGGCUGUAGGAGCUGAUGUACAUGAGAACUAAAGUGUGGAAAAAGUUAGUUUUGUGUUUAUGUAUAAAUGUGAGUUGUAUUAGUAUAAAAGCUGGUUCACCUUAAUUUUUAAGGGGCAGCUUUUAAUGUAUCAGGACAUAUUUCAUUAUUCCUCUAUUAGAAACCUAUUGCAUGUGACAAGUAAUCAAUUCUUGUUCUCUUAGGUUACUGCCUAACAUAACACUUGUUCUGUACCUGAGCUCAUAAAACAGUGUUUAAAGUAUUCCUAAAAAGACGUCCUUGACAGUCACAACUACAGGAAACAGAGGUGAGAAACCCCGUGUGUUUGUGCAGAGCUCUGACAUCCCCUAGCAGGCCACUGUGCAAACCUGACCCUUGGCUUGCAGAGAGGAGGCAGCCCUCUGACAGCUCUCCAGAGGAAUAAAGGUCAUAUGCUUUCAUGUGCAAAUGCUGGAGGUGACAUGUUUAGAAAGGACCGAGUUUUGUACCUUGUGUAAAGACUGUCUAAAGUUUGAAGUGAGGGGGAAGAAUAUAGUAAGAUGGCUAUGUUUAAUAGCAGUGAUUUGCAAAAUACUCAGGUAUAAACUACGGACUUGGGACACUGUUGUGCAGGAGUGAGGGGAGCUAUUUUGAAGUUAUCCAGCCCUUUUUUUACCAGAAUCAUGGAGGGACUGCAGUCAAAAUGGUGAGAGACAAGAGUUUAGCAAGUGUGGUUAGGAAUUUAGGAUAAAGCAGAGAGCUGUUGGAUAGAUUUGACUUCUUGCUUCAUGAUCUCUUUGAGGGUAAAUAUAUUUGCCUUCUUGUAAGAGAUCCAUUUGUGUGAUGUGGAAGUUGAUUAGAAACUGUACUGAAUAGUUUUUAAACUUUGUCCCUCCUAACAUAAUUUUUCUCUAGAAUGUGAGUGUGGGGAGACAGCCAGUUAUAGCUGAAUUUCUAUAACUGAAUACUUUUCUUUUUUUUUUUUUUGCUAAUCUGAAUGAAUAAUCUAGUGUGAAAUGUUUUUCAUCACUGAGAUAAAGAUGUUUUUCAGAACUGAAAGUGUUACUACUUCUAGCAACUGUCUUAGAAUUCUCUGUACAAGUCCAUGGUCAAAUGAUCUGGCUUUGUGGGAAUGAAAAAUUUCAGGUAAUGCAGGUUCAGCUAGUUCUACUAUAACCUUAAAGGCUUUGCAAGUACAAAAAUUGUGUUUUGGAAAUGAAUUCAAAUUGGGCCUCCCUUUUUUUAUUUAGAGGAAACCAUAAUACCUGAAGCUCAGUGAAUCUGUGUUCUGAUGCUGUAAGUUUGCUGAAUAACAUCUAAAAACUUCUUUAAGGAAGUGCUUGUGCAUAGCCAAGAUUAAUUGAACCAGAAAUGAUCCUAGAGAACUUAAAAAGAAAUCUUUUACAAUAGCUUUUUCCAGGUACCUGGGAAAUGAAAGUGUACUGUCUUGGAAAGAAGCCUGGUGCAGCUACAUCUGUAUGGCUCUGACUUGGCAGAUGACUUGCAUCAGUUUGACCUUUUUGGAAACAAAUGUGCUUUCUUCAGAAUUAGGCUUUGCCUAUCAUUCUUUCAGUCUUGAAUUUUUAGGAAUUCAGCACAUCUGAUGCUUCAGGUGGUACUUGAAGGCAGGUGAAGAACCAUCUGUCCUGGUUUUAUCUGGGAUAGAGUUAAUUUUUGUAGCAGCUGGUACAGUGCUGUGUUUUGUUUAGGAUGAGAGUAGUUUUAAUGCACUGAUGUUUUGCUGAGCAGUGCUUACUCUGAAUCAAGGACUUUACAGCAUUUUGUGUUCUGCCAGCCAGGAGCUGCACAAGAAGCUGGGAGGCAGCAUGGCCAAGACAAGUGACCCAAACUGGCCAAAGGGAUUCCCGUAGUGGACAUCAUGUCCAGUAUUAUAAACUGGAGGAGUUGGCUGGGAGGGGCUGGCUGCUGAUCAUGGAUGAUCUGGGCAUCAGUCAGUGCAGUAGUGAGCAUUUGUGCAUCACUUUCUUGGGUUUUCUUUCUUUCUCCUUUUAUGUUGUCUCCCUUUUCCUUACUAUGUUUUGUUUUAGUUUAUUUCAAAUACUUAAUAGUUGUUAUUGCAACCUGACUGUUUUACCUUUUUUUCCCUGACUCUCCUGCCUUUAACAUAAGCCAGGGGAGGUGUGAGCAAGCUGCAUGGUACUUGGUGACUGGCUGGGGUUGGUUAAACCACAACAUUGUUUUAAGAGCAGCUUAAUUCCCAUAUGUCUUACUUUGGCAACUAUUGCUGUGUUGAAUUGCUCAUUGGGACCCAUUUCUCUUGUGGAGGACUUCCCUGGUGUGGUUGAGGAACAAGCUCACAGAAAUGUAAGGGUGGAACAGGACUUCAUAAGAAAUGCUCAUUAGGUUUGUCCGAUGGCAAAGUGUGACUCCUGUGAUAGGAAAUGCCUCUGUGCAGUGCGAUGACUUGUUGCCCCUCUGUAACUAGGCUACUUCGGUCACAAACUGCUCCACAGUUGCUUAAUGAUCACCAUGGUUGGAUAAGCAACAUUUUAGAGUUGGCAAAUCUGUUUGAAGGAGAAUUUUUUGUGCCUUAAGAAUUCAAGAUUCUGUUUAGAUCUUUUACUCAGCUGUCCUGCAAUUCUAAUUAACCCCUCCUACCCCUUCCAGAAGUGGUCAGUGUAGAUAAGUUCAUAAAGUACCAUGUACCCUUCAUGUCACAGAAACUUGAGAUGCAGAAAAGGGUUCUUAUCUGGAAGCUGUAGCUAUAACAAUGGACCUUUGUUUUCUUGGCCCUUGUAAGAAUUUUCUUACUUCUUGCCAUAAACCACCACACAGUAGCGCAGGGGAUUAGGUAAUUUCCUUCCCUUCUCCUCUUCCUGCAGAUUAUUUGAUUAGCAUUUCUAUUGUAUACUCUAAAUAGCAUGUUCUUGGCUUCAGACUGGUCCCCCCCCUCUAUAAUCUCUUUAAAACACUGUAGUAUGACUUUUUAUUAGCAGCGUGACAUGGGAACUCCUUGCACAGAGAUUACAUGUGACGUAACACAAUAAAAGAUUAAUGAGGCUGGUAAGUCAGUAAUCUUCCCUUCUUUCUUCUUCCCUCAUGCACCUGAGAUUAGGCUUCUGGGAACCCCCUAACAGUGCUAAUGCCUUAGAAAACGUGAAAAAUUUUUCUUAUUUGGAUAUCAUUGGCUUUGAUCAGAGUUCAGCCCCUGACUUCAUGGGAAACUGAGUUCAGGUUGUGUAUAGUGUAUGUUCAACAUUCAGCAUAGAGUAUACAAGUAUACCUCCUCAUGGGAUCAUUACUUAUCCUGGUCUUCCAGUAGGUGUUUUGCUCCCUUUUCUCAGUGUUUCUUCAGUCUCUGUUUUUAUAUAGCCUGUGUGCAGUAAUUUCAAGCUCUUAUGCUGCAUGGGGUUUUUAGUCCACUCCUUGCCUGUUUUGUUGAAUAAAAUUAUCAACAGGUUGUUUAGAAUAUCUGUCUUGAAAGGUAGUAAUAUACUGAUAAGGUUAACUCCAGCAUGAAGAGUUUGCCAUCCAGGCUUUUUGCCAGUCUGGACACUAGAGGCCAUAGUGUUGCCUGUUGCUCCUAUCUGUAAGGCCGUCUUUUUAGCUGGAGCAGCUAGAAAUGCAUUCCUCUUCAGAGCUCAUGUUGAAUGUCAUGUGGAAUCACGUAAUUGUAUCAAACUGUACAGCAUCUGUUUGUGACUCAGAUAGAAGAACAUGACGAUAGAGCCCUUUAUUUCUUUAACAACUUCAAAGAAAGAACCUCCCCUGCAGUUCAGCAUCACUUCAUGAAAUUAGCAGUGAUAUCUUGGGCUACAGAUUGCAUUGUUUUAGUCUGGCAUGGUAUCUGUACUCCAGGAGGAAUCAGCUUGCCUAGCGACAGCAUGCUGGAGGCAUUUCAUUCCAGUCCUCAAGGCAUGGCGUAGUUCUUGUGAUUCUGUGAAAAUCAUUAAACCCUCCUCAUCAUAAAAGUGAGGGGCAGUGUUGACACAAGGACAGCUGAGUAGAGCAUGGCUGUGAGUAAACACAGGCAGGGAGACAAAGUGGUUCAAACUCUGUUGGGUGAGAUUCAGAGGCAGCCACAUAGAAGUGUGCCUAGGGCCAAAAUAAACCCUCAAAAAACCUGGAUUAAGAUGGGGCAUGAUUAGCUAUUAAAAGGACAUUGUGUGGCGUUGCAUGAUCGCUCCAGAGGGUCACUAAUAUGAAGGCAGGUAAGGGUUGUUAUCUGCAGGAGGCUGGUUGGGGUGGUAGAAAGAAAAUCCACCUGCAGCUGCUUCUUAGGUGGCUGCAGCAUAAAGUAAUCUACAAGCCUAUUAACCUGAGUGCUGAACAGCUCUGCAUCUGUAAAAUAAAGAGUGUCUGGAAAUAAAGGAGUUCUAGAAGCAAAUUAGUCUUUGAGUUCUGCUUUUCAGGAUGUUUUGAAACGGUACAACUCCAGCUUUACAACUUGUGUGAGAAAAGUAAUGCAGCUUAGAAGUGGUCAUACAAAUGUAACUAAUCACUGUGGUUAAAUACCUGAAUACAGAGCACCUUUUGUACUCUUGGUGCCAUAUCUGUGUGUUAAGUGAUACUAAUGCAGUCCUGAUGUGGUUUUCUUUUUUUUUUUUUUUUUUCCCUUUUAAAACAAAAUCACAAAAGCCCUGAUUAGAACAGCAUUCAAGCUGCCAAUUUUGUAUAGGCUAGGACGAAACAGAAAAAACUUGAAAGUGAUGGGGGAGGCGAGGUGGUGUGACUCCUCCACCCCAGUAAAAACUGCCAUUUUAAGGAUCUACACAUUACCAGUGAAAAAGCUGGGUUUGUGUGCCAGUGGCACGAGGCUGUUGAUUUUUGGCAGGGACAAGGAUUCCCUUUGAACCUAAAUCUCAAGAUCAGGCUUGAUGAGUCUCUGGUGUUUCUGUUGAGAUGGAUGCAGAAGGUCCCUAUCCCCUCAUUUGCAUUGGUAUAAUGGCAUUACAGAAUAAACACACAAACAGAUAAGCAAAAUUAUAUGUGUUGAAAUAGUUGGGGAUUUGUAUGUGGUUUUGGUUUUUCCCUUAGCCCCUUGCCAGUCAUCUGAUAGCUGUAAUAAUGACCAUACCAUUUCAGAGCAGUGUUCAGUCCUGUGGUUUUUUUGUCAACCAGAAGUGUGUGAACACGGGAGCACCUGUACAUCAGUGUUUCUCCAGGCACUUUCCAGUGUUUGGCAGCUGUGGCUCAACCACUUCUGUGGAGCAAGGUGAUAUCUUUGUACUUAGUCAUCUAUGGUAGGAGGAAAAAAGUAUCUUUGAGCCUAUGUAUAGUUUUAUUAUCCAGAAUAACCUAUGGACAAGGUGCUCUGCAGCUAAAUUUUCUGGGUAGAUGACAAGAUCCUGUAACAGGACAGAUGUACUGUAUUACUUAGGGGAAAGUUUGCUGUGGAGUACAGGUUGAGAAGAGAGAAAACACAGAUGCAUUUACCUUGUUCUCAGCAGUAAAGCCGACUUCUAUGGAGCUGCAACUUAGGUUGUGUUAUGGCAUUAUCAACAGAAAAGCUGUUUUGACAGUUCUUAGGCUUGAGUGUUACCCAGUGGCUAUAUUGUAAGGUGAACUGGAGAAGAGUUCUGUUAAAAAACAACAGAGCAGAUAAACCAACUUUAAAACAUUGACAGAUCAGUCCAUAAAAUUGUGUUUAAAAGAUUAAGGUCCCAAGCCAAGGAGGGAGCAGUAGAAACAGGAGCAGCAACAGUCACAUGUACAACAUGGAGGAGAUGUGAAAUGUCAGGCUCUAUCUACAUUGCUUGAGCCAGCAGGCAAGAGCCAUCUAGCCCUUCUUCACCCACUACAGCUGUGAUGUAAAACUUGAUGUAAAGGUUAAGCUGCUGUGUCAUAUCAUGAUUGUAGCAGCCUCGCAGCAUUUUCAUGAUCAAUUCCACGAGGUAACUUGGAAGCUGUGGUAACUUGAUCACCACUUUAUGGCUCAGACAUUUAAAUUAUCCCACCCACUGGCUCAGUGCAGUGAUUUUGGUGUUGGUGGAAUGAGAAAUGAGCUCAUAACCUGGUCUGGCACAUGCAGAUUUGCCUUUCUAAAUGCACAUCCUACAGGAUUGAGCUGUUUUAGCAUCAUUGGCCAUGACAGUCCAGUACACACAGGUGGCAUCUGCAGGUGUGUCAUGUGUCCAGUCCUACAGUAUUAGUGAAAACAGAGAUAGCAAUGCCUGAAGAGUUUCUACUGGUAUAACUCUCAGUGUAUUAAGAAAUUACUCUUUGUGUGGGAGGUGAGGAAAGCUAGCUGGGCUAAUAAAUUAUGGUUAAAAAAAAGAAAAAAGAAAAGGUAUAGUAUGCAUGGGUACAGUUAUAUAAGAGAAGGAAAUAAAUCAGUGUUUCUCUGAGAACCUCAUCCGCAGAGCUGCCAGGCAAUUGGGUUUCAGUAUUGUUCUCAAUACACCCUCUGCUUCCUUUUUUCCUUUUUGGGGCCAGGGAUGGAUGAAUUGAUGGAGCAGGAGCAGGAUGCUGGUUCUGCCUCCAGCCAAUGCUGUGUGGUGCUGCGGUGUUUACCCGGCUUACGCAAGGCAGAGCCGGCCCCUCUUGAGGCAGGAGGUGCUUCCCACAGCUGAAGUAAAAGCACACAGAGCAGUCACUCAGUCUGGCAGUUGCUGGGGGUUUAAAGGAGUUGGUGGAUUUCGGCUGAUUUUAAACAAGUUCGGAGGGUUGGGGUUUUUCUUCUCCACUGUGUAGGAAUACUGCAAGGACGCAAAUAUCCUGGAAAUAAUGAAAAAAGUGUGCCACAACUCUUGAUCAGAGAUCUGAAGUUUGAGAAGUCAUUAACUAAGCUCAUGUUUUCUCCUGAUCAAGAAAAUCAUCCAUCAAAAGCCCCAGUCAAAUAUGGUGAAUUGAUUGUAUUGGGGUACAAUGGGUCUCUCCCAAAUGGAGAUAGAGGGAGAAGGAAAAGUAGGUUUGCUUUAUUUAAAAGGCCCAAGGCAAAUGGGGUGAAACCCAGCACUGUGCACAUUGCCUGUACCCCUCAAGCAGCAAAGGCAAUAAGUAAUAAGGACCAACACAGCAUAUCUUACACUUUGUCUCGGGCCCAGACAGUAGUAGUUGAAUAUACUCAUGACAGCAACACAGAUAUGUUCCAGAUUGGUCGGUCAACGGAGAGUCCUAUAGACUUUGUAGUAACAGAUACAGUUCCUGGGAGUCAGAGUAAUUCAGAUACACAGUCUGUGCAGAGCACAAUAUCAAGGUUUGCCUGCAGAAUCAUAUGUGAACGUAACCCUCCCUUUACAGCAAGAAUAUACGCUGCAGGAUUUGACUCCUCAAAAAACAUUUUUCUUGGGGAGAAAGCUGCAAAGUGGAAGACAUCAGAUGGGCAAAUGGAUGGACUAACAACAAAUGGAGUUCUUGUUAUGCAUCCUCGUAAUGGAUUCACAGAAGACUCCAAGCCAGGGGUGUGGAGAGAGAUUUCUGUGUGUGGGAAUGUGUUCAGCCUCCGUGAAACCAGAUCAGCUCAACAAAGGGGAAAAAUGGUUGAGAACGAGACGAACCAGCUGCAGGACGGCUCCCUGAUCGACCUGUGCGGGGCGACGCUGCUGUGGCGCACGGCCGAGGGGCUCGCGCGCACGCCGACCGUCAAGCACCUGGAGGCUCUGAGGCAGGAGAUCAACGCAGCCAGGCCCCAGUGCCCCGUGGGCUUCAACACCCUGGCCUUCCCCAGCAUGAAGAGAAAAGAUGUUGUAGACGAAAAGCAGCCGUGGGUGUACCUGAACUGCGGCCACGUGCACGGCUACCACAACUGGGGGAACAAAGAGGAGAGGGACGGCAAGGACCGCGAGUGCCCCAUGUGCCGCUCCGUUGGUCCCUACGUGCCUCUGUGGCUCGGGUGUGAAGCAGGAUUUUAUGUGGAUGCUGGACCUCCAACUCAUGCAUUCAGCCCGUGUGGACACGUGUGCUCAGAAAAGACAACUGCAUAUUGGUCCCAAAUUCCUCUUCCUCACGGUACUCACACUUUUCACGCAGCCUGUCCCUUCUGUGCGCAUCAGCUGGCUGGUGAGCAGGGUUACAUCAGGCUCAUUUUCCAAGGGCCUCUCGACUAACACAGGUGUUCCCAAGGACUGCAGUAAACUGAUAAGCUAAGCGAUUCUCAUUUUUAAACCAACUGUUUUUCAUAUUCUCUGGGCUUUGCUGGUUUGCAUUAAAAUGAAGAAUUUUUUGGUUUUUUUAUUACAACAGCUAAAUCCCUCUUUAUUGAGAAAAGUCUGGAAAUAGAAGAAAUGGGGGGAGAAGGGGGAGACCUCCUGCUUUUUUUUUGGUUAAUAACUACUUCUGAAGAGCUGAAGGAAGUGUUUAGUGAACUUCAAUGCCUUCAGUUUAAUGGUUUUUGAAUCACAUGCCCGCAGUGUUUCAAAGGUGUUUCAUUCUUUUUGUAUAUGGAGGGUAAAUAGUUCAAAGAACAUUAGUUUACAGCUUGGAUGCAAACAUUGUAAAAUAUAACAUGUAUAUUAACUCUUUUCUAUUUAUCUUUAUUAUUGAAAAUAUCUAGAAUGUUUAGAGAGUAGCAUGGUCAUAGUGUGUUACAUCCAGCGAUUGGAUGUGUAGAGUAGUUCUGGAUGGAGAAGAACAUGGGAUGAAAAUGGUAGAAAAAUCUUUUAAUCUAAAAUACUGAGUUCUUAGAAUAGUUAAAAUGCUUUUUAAACAAAGCUAAUGCAAAUUAUGAUGGCAUAAAGUUGUGCUUUAACCGUGUUGAAAGGUAGCUAAGAAGGACUUCUUAAAUUGUCUUUUUGGUAGGACUGUACUUAAGAUCUGGUUAUGAGGAGAAUAUUUGCCAGACUCUUUGAAUAUGCAACUUAGUCUAGAUUAAGGAUUUUUUUCUCCCUUCACGCUAACACUUCUCUUUAUUUAGCAUUAGUGACCUUUGUGAGGGUUUUUCCAAUGUUAAACAUGAACAGACCAGAAAGAUGAGGCUUAUUCUGUUCCUUGCUGUUUGGGGGUGGGGGGUGGGGACAAGGGGAGAGGUGGAUGCAUCUGGGCACGUGUGUGGGGAGCAGUUUGUGACUUUGCCACAGUCCCAGCGUGAGAGGUGUUUGUCAGCUGGAUGCUCAGCCUUCCACCUGCUGACUGGUGGGGGGCCUCAGGCCUGGCCUUUGCCCCUCUGCCAGGUGCAGAUGCUCAUCUGGGCCACAUGUGGAACAGUGGUGGAGCCUGGUAGCCAGGGGCUUUGUCCCUGCAUCCUCGGGCAGCUGGGCACAGCUGGCAGUCUGUUGAGAGAGCUGGGGCUGGGCUGGGCUCAGACCCUCAGUGUGAGAAGCUGCUGUGGGCUCUGCUUACUCUGGUCUCUGUCUGCUCUCCUCUUCCUCCCCCUCCUUCCCCUCUGUAUCCACCAGAAAAGACCAGUGUCUACAUGCAGCUCUGCUGCCAGCCCACUGUGCUUCAUGGCAACCUGACCUUUUUAGCAUUGAUUUGAGUUUUUUUGGCCAGCUUCGUACAUUUUUAAAAAAUGUGUACUGUAUAAUUGACAGUAAGAAAAUUUCUGUACUUUAUAGCAAAGCUUUAGCUUUCAUUUUUCUUUUGAAGCUAUUCUAAAAUUUUCUUUGUUUAAAGAGACCUGUGUUGCUUAGAUGUCAUGAAUUACUUUGACUGUCAAUUAUUUCUCCAUUUUUAAAAAAAAUUAUAUAUAUUGUUUGGUUCACUCAGGAAAUGCAUGUGUCAGGAAACCUGUACUAUAAGUUCAGUUAGCUGUCAUGUACAAGUAACUGCUGUUACUCCCUUUCCAUAGAAAUAUAACUGAUUUUGACAUUUUCCAGAUUAUAUGCAUUAAGUAAUGAAACUUAUGCAGCAAGAAAUCCCUGUAUUGUAGUUGUUCUAAUCAUCUUAUUCAAACUAUAGUAUACUGUAGUUUUAACUUUUAUUUGCAAAUUAAUUUAUUUAAACUACGUGAGUAAACACUUUUCAAAAACAGAAAUUCUGGGGUUGUGGCUUUGUUUCCAAGAGAUGGGAAUGGGCUGGGGAUGGCCCUUCUGUUGUCACGUCAGGUGUCCCUCUGUUCUGCACAUACGGAUUAAGAGCGCAGAGAAGCAGCAGCUGUAAAGACUUUGGACAUUUUCCCUGGUAAUGGCUUUGAAUGGCUCCUUUCAGAUGUGUCCUCUCAAUGUGUUUUAUAUUUAACUCUGUGUUAAUGGUGAGAUUGCUGUUUAAAUGACACAGUUAAAUGAGUAAGUUACAAAUACUGAAAUGUAAGCAAAAAACUGAACUAAAUUUUAAAAUGAC
Motacilla alba alba is the source of this 14189-nucleotide messenger RNA. RefSeq names its product pellino E3 ubiquitin protein ligase 1 (gene PELI1). The coding region runs from base 10763 to 12019 and encodes 418 amino acids. The transcript is spliced from 7 exons. Gene Ontology annotation, biological process: protein K48-linked ubiquitination; regulation of Toll signaling pathway. NCBI's taxonomy places the organism in Eukaryota, Metazoa, Chordata, Aves, Passeriformes, Motacillidae. The record is from RefSeq and is a predicted model, not a curated record. Gene Ontology annotation, molecular function: protein binding; ubiquitin protein ligase activity.